Racocetra persica is the source of this 233-nucleotide messenger RNA. NCBI's taxonomy places the organism in Eukaryota, Fungi, Glomeromycota, Glomeromycetes, Diversisporales, Gigasporaceae. The record is from the annotation of a GenBank genome assembly.
UUUUCUUCAAAAAUUAAUUGAAGAGACUAAUGAUUUUGAAUAUUUUGUUCAAAAAAUAGCUGGAGUAUAUAAUGUAUCAGCUGAUGAAGUUAAAGUAUAUCAAAACAAUAAUCGUAUUGAUAUUACUGUGAAACAUAUCGAUUCAAAACAAGAAAAACAUUUUAUUAAUCUUAUUUAUGAUAAUGUAAAAAUAAGUGUUCAUUUUGGAUUUCUUCUUAGAAAAGAUUUUCGCU